Molecule: messenger RNA, 1170 nt
Organism: Aphanomyces invadans
Lineage: Eukaryota; Oomycota; Saprolegniomycetes; Saprolegniales; Verrucalvaceae
Exons: 2
Coding region: 1-1170 (389 amino acids)
Source: RefSeq, a predicted model, not a curated record
AUGACUGGGUUGGUGAUCGCUGCGUUCAACCUAACUGCGGGUCAAAACGUGGCCUCGCCUCAUUUGCAUGUGAUCUACAAGGCCUCGACACCCACUGUGGACUUGGCGCCAUCAUCUGGCCCACCUCUGCGUGAAAUCGAAGUGGCCGAUGCGUCGGGGAGAGCUGUGUCCGUGAUUUUUCAGCACAAGUUUGCUGCACUGAACAACAUGAUGUCGGCUUCGAUUGCUGCACGCAACUCGAAAAGUCGUUCGGAUCCAUCAGCGACACCCAGGCCUGUACAGCAACCAACCCCAACGGAUGCUCGGCAACCUGUGCGUCAAAACACUCCCUCAUCAGCCCAGGAGAGUGCAAACGAAGCCCCGUUUUCAGCUUCUCGUCCUAGCGAUGACCACGAUCUGGAACACGAGUCUGCGACAGAGGCUUCUCCGACGGAAAUGGCCAUUUCCGUCGGAGAAGUGAAUGUAGAGCCCUCUCAAGUCAACCCAUCUCAAACAAACGAUGUGGACAUGACUGCGUCAAGUUCUCCAAAUCUCUCCGACACGCCCGACGAUGCUCCACUGGAAGAGCACCCGAUGACCUCCCAGAGGGACCUCCAAUUGGUUACGGGCAACCAGUUUGGUCCUGCAGCGAAACUACCUUCAUCAUUGUCGCCUCGAUCCGCACCACUCUUGACGAACAAUCGAUAUGCUAUUCUCGAAGAAGAGGACGUGGAGCUGUCUAUGGACGACUUUGUUCUCCCCCGUAUCGUGCUGACGGAUGCCAACUUUCCUCGACCUACGAAAGUACAAGGCAAGAAGCAGCGCGCCAACAAAUCCAAGCAUGCUCACUUGGAACGUGCACAACGGGCAAUUCGCGACGAGAAAGUGGUCAGAAGCAUCGUCGAAUGCAAGAGCAUUUUGCUCCAGGAGCCCCAAAUCAUCGCUCACUCGAUCAACCGGGCCAUCGAGCGCGAGAUGGCCAAGCACACUUUGCUCGAUGAAGAGGAUAACUACAAGGCGUAUCUGGGGUUUUACACCCAGAACUACGUAGACCCAAGUCAAAUUCUUGCGGAAAUCGUUCCAGAGUCUCACAAAGCAUCCGUGCGCCUGGCGGUGGCAGCGAUGGAUUUGUUCCUGGAGAAUCGCGCACCUAACCUCUACAACAUGCUGACGCACUCGAUUCAUUGCUGA